UAGAGAUAGGUCAGGCCGUGACCGUUUCUUAUCUACAGAAAGGUUCAAUGAAAAAUCCAUCAUGGCGGUAGCUAUUGUCUUUAGCCUUGUUCUAGUACUGGUAUCGCAAAUCGACGCGGCGUGUAACCUGGAUGGCGUAUCCUACUCCAUAGGAGAUACGUGGGUAGCAGACGACGGGUGUAACCUGUGCACGUGCUACGCGCACGGACUGCACUGUACAACGGGGGACUGCACCUUCCCUCACAGGUGUAAUUACCAUGGCAGGAUAUACUUAGAAGGAGACCGGUUUAUAUCGCAUGACGGGUGUAAUCACUGCAUGUGUACACUUCAUGGAACAGCCUGUACAGAAAUCGCGUGCUCUGACAUUACAACAACACCCCCUCCGAGUGCAGUUGGCAAACGUCAAAUGACAACCAGUCACGUGGAACAACAUGGAGGCUGUCAUUACAAUGGCGUACAAUACUGGGCUGGAGACAGUUUCAGGUCUACGGACGGAUGUAAUACCUGUUAUUGUUCGGCUCAUGGUGGCGCGAUGUGCACGGAAAUGUUCUGUCAGAAUAUGUUGCUUUGUCACUACAACGGAACUGACCACAAGCCCGGAAGUAGUUAUCCUUCUACGGACGGAUGCAACACAUGCACGUGUUCUGAAUCCGGAUUUACGUCAUGCACGGAGAAGGCAUGCAUGAGAGGGUGCACGUACAACGGCCAUACACACAUGAUGGGGGAAAAGUUCAACAGUGUGGACGGUUGUAACACUUGUCACUGUCAGGAGGACGGGACCUACACGUGUACAACAGAAGCGUGCAUGCCAAAGGUGUGCGACUACAACGGCAAGAUGUUCCAGGUAGGCGAGGGAUUCCCCGCGGACGACGGAUGUAACAGGUGUUUUUGUGCGGCAGGGGGCGUGGUCGCCUGUACCAAGAUGUACUGUCCGCCCGUAACGGCACCUCCACAAUAGCCGAAUAAAAUCCUCUACAAUUUGUAGUAACUUUUUA
Molecule: messenger RNA, 995 nt
Organism: Magallana angulata
Lineage: Eukaryota; Metazoa; Mollusca; Bivalvia; Ostreida; Ostreidae
Product: kielin/chordin-like protein
Exons: 7
Coding region: 62-958 (298 amino acids)
Molecular function (GO): peptidase inhibitor activity; protein binding
Source: RefSeq, a predicted model, not a curated record